This is a messenger RNA of Nerophis lumbriciformis (worm pipefish), 795 nucleotides long. NCBI's taxonomy places the organism in Eukaryota, Metazoa, Chordata, Actinopteri, Syngnathiformes, Syngnathidae. The record is from RefSeq and is a predicted model, not a curated record.
AUCAUGAAGUUUGCAACUCUCGCUCUCACCUUGCUUCUGGCCAUUGGUUCUCAGGCUGCUUCCCUGCAGGCUGAUGCACCCAUGCCACUUCAGCAUGCCCGGGCUGUUGUGGACCUCUAUGUGACUCAAAUUAAGGAAAGUGCCAAAAGAGCGCUAAAUAACCUUGAUGGUACAGAGUACGAAGGUUACAAGCUUAAGAUUGCUGAAGGUAUUGAUGAACUCCACACUAAGCUCAAAGCCAUGCAAGCGCAAGUUUCUCCCUUAACGGACAAUGUGGUUCAGACAAUUGCAGAGGCUACUCAGGAUUUCAGAAACAAAGUUGAGGCUGAUAUAGCUGCUUUGCAGACGCAACUUGAACCAAUGAAAGCCAACCUCAACGCAGUCAUUAAUAAGCACAUCGAAGAAUACAGUGAAGUUCUUUCGCCUGUCAUUAGCGAAUACCAGGCUAAGCAUACGGCUGAAAUGGAGGAUCUGAGAGUAAAGCUGGAGCCCAUUAUGGAAAACCUGAGAACAAAGAUAGCUACAAACGUUGAGGAGACCAAGAGUGCUCUAAUGCCCAUAAUUGAAGCUGUGAGAGUGAAGGUCGGUGAAAACACUGAGGCCCUAAAACAAGCUGUUAGCCCAUAUGUGGAUGAAUAUAAAGACCAAAUUAUGAAAGCCAAAGGUCAAAUACAAUCCAUGAAUGGAGAUGAAUUCACUGCACUGACAGAGAAGAUCAGUCCCAUGUUUGGCGAGAUAAAGGAAAAAUUCCAAGCCAUCUGCGCAGCCAUCAUGGAAAGCUUCAGUAAGAACUAA